Molecule: messenger RNA, 2262 nt
Organism: Aspergillus costaricaensis CBS 115574
Lineage: Eukaryota; Fungi; Ascomycota; Eurotiomycetes; Eurotiales; Aspergillaceae
Product: MID1 family protein
Exons: 2
Coding region: 270-2108 (612 amino acids)
Biological process (GO): calcium ion import across plasma membrane
Molecular function (GO): calcium channel activity
Source: RefSeq, a predicted model, not a curated record
CUCAGGCCCAUCUUCCCUAAUUUCAGCGACCAACCGACUGGGACUUCCAAUUCCAGGUUGAACGGAUUCACGUCACACGGGGCGAAUGCUGUUUGUGUUCAUGGGGUAGCCCCCGAUCGCAUCUCCAUCCCCGUUGGCACUUGCAUUUCCCCUCACAAUUCGGCUGGCCUCCGCCGUGAGAGGAAAUUGUUACGUUCCGGCACAAGACAGCCCAUGGACGUCGAUUGAUGCCUUUCCUUUCGCAAUCAACAAUCCUUCAACCAUCCUGAAUGUUCGUUCGCCUUAUACCGCCACGCCUACAGUGCCGCCGGCGUGCGACUGUCCGCGCGGUACUUGGAUGCACAAUCGCCUUGGCCAUCUGCGUUGGCAGAGUGACUGCGACUGCGACUGCGGAUGAGAAUGCCCUGCCAGAUCCCUCAAUCCUGGCCUCCACAAGUCAUGGCCAAUUCCUCUUCGGUGAGGCUAGUCCGGAAUUCGCUUUCCCACUCGCAGAAUACAACGGUUUGGAGUUCGAAGAUGCGGUAGACGAAGAGGGAGAUACGCGCGGACUCGACUUGGUUCGCCGGGCUCCCACUGGGGUGACAUCCCUCGGAAAUAAUCAGUAUCAGAAUGGCACUCUCAAGAUGGGCGAGACGGAGUGGUGGUAUUUCCCCGUGAAUGGCGAUGAGACCAACAGCACCUCUGAGAAUAAGCGUCGCGAUCUUUCCAAGCGUUCCACCACCGUUUAUUUGUCCCUCACGGCAUGCUCGAAGCCCAGCCACAACAACUCGGAUUCCACUAGCACAGCGGCCGUACCGCAGCUGACAGUCUACGCAUCUGAAUUGAUAGAGAAGCCUGGGCCUGACAAGUCCGAGUCCGACCAGACAAUCAAAUCAGCGGAGGAGGGCUAUGUGGGCAUGACCCUUACGGCGAAUGGUGAUGUCUAUGUCGGAGUGACAGCUCCUAAUAGCACUGAAUAUUCUGGUUCUUUCACCUACCAGAUUGCGGCCUCGACAGAUGCUUAUUUUCAUAGCGUCGACGAGAGCGAUCAGUUCAUGUUCUUAGUUGAUUCGGACACUGGAGCAGCGCUUCUGACGACGAGAAAUCUCACCACCACCGAUCUUACGUCACAGAACUACAGUUCCUGGAUGGACAGGACUCCUCCAUACACAAUGUUCGCCAACAACAUCAACAGUUCGUCUAUCUCUGGCUUAGAACGGUCAUUCUGCGCUCUCGAUACGCUGGCGCAGAUUGGGAAGAGCAAGGUUGAGGCGAGCCUCACCACCCGGGGUGCAGUAGACAGGCCAACCGAGCAGUUCUAUGUCACCGGUCUCAACAAAACCUCCACCUACUACGGAAUCAUGGCUCGUGAGGGCAAUUCCACCAGUUGGGGCAAUGGAAUCGUGGGAGGUGGAGGUAAAGUAUGGCCACGCAUGAACUUUACAACCAAAACAGAUGACAACUGUGCCGUUGUAUACGACCUGCCAUUCUGCUCCGAAGUCGCCUACGCAGUGCCAUCCAACCCCUCCAUCAACAUGACCGAACUCCGCAGUAUCUACGACGACAACGCAGCAUCCCUAUACAAGAACUUCAACUACUCCCUCCAACAAGUCCAAUGCAACACCUCCAGCGAGAGCAUGUUCUCCCUCGCUGUAUCCUGCCACACCUGCGCCGAAGCAUACAAGCAAUGGCUCUGCGCCGUGACAAUUCCCCGAUGCGCAGACUUCUCCAGCAACGCCACCUACCUUCAGAUCCGGAAUGCAGGCCAGCCCUUCCUCAACGGCACCUCGAUCACCAACUCCUCCCUCCUCAAAAGCCCCGCUACCAACAACUCACGCAACCCCCUCAUCGACAGCAAAAUCCGCCCCGGUCCAUACAAGGAAGUUCUCCCCUGCCAGGGCGUCUGUCAUAGCCUUGUCCGAAAUUGUCCUUCGAUUUUAGGCUUCAGCUGUCCGGAAGGCCCGCGGGCGAAUAUGUCGUACGGCACACGCGACCCUAAUGGUGACAUCACGUGCAGUUAUCUUGGAGCAGCAUAUUACCUUAAUGCUGUUUCUAGUUUGCAUGAGAGCAUCUGGAUCUCCCUCUAUAUGGUGAUAAGUGUUUGGACUUUGUUCUGGGUCCUUGGGUAGUAGGAGUUUUUCGCACGCAAAUUAAUUCGAAUGAGUGUUACUAUUCCCCAGAAUCUUUGAAUUCCUUAUUCUUUCUCUAUUUUCUUAUUUCGUUAGUCGACAUGCAUCGGGUAUGUAUAGUGUGGAAUACAUAGAUCGUCUGCUUUAUGUUUGG